Molecule: messenger RNA, 681 nt
Organism: Megachile rotundata (alfalfa leafcutting bee)
Lineage: Eukaryota; Metazoa; Arthropoda; Insecta; Hymenoptera; Megachilidae
Cellular component (GO): extracellular matrix
Source: RefSeq, a predicted model, not a curated record
AUUAAAAAUUACACGGCAACCGAUUACUGCAUGAUGACUGAAUCUGAUUGUGUAAACAGGAAUAACAAUACUAUGUAUGGCAAUGGUCCACGUCAUUUGUGACCUACCACCAGGGACAAGGCGCAAUACAUACUUACCACCAGAGCCAACGAAGGGCUACAAUUAUGACACACCUUCAAUACCUUUUCCUAGGCCUACAACUACUAGACAACCCUUCACCUCAACAACACCAUAUCCUUCACGUUUUCCUAGCCAUAAACCAACCACAAAGUUCCCAACUAGACCUACUCCCAAUGAAGGAUAUCCACCUCCAGGUCCAAGGCCAACUCCAGAGUUUCCUGACUAUGGAUCAUCGACUAGGCCCACAGAAAAUACCAUAACACCUGGUGGACAUGAUCACCACCACCAUGAACCGGGAAUGCCGUUCGACUUCAAUUACGCCGUGAAGGAAGACGCGUUCGGUAACGACUACUCCCACAACGCCAUAAGCGAUGGCGACAUCGUCCGCGGGGAGUACAGAGUCCAGCUUCCGGAUGGAAGGCUACAAAUCGUUCGUUAUACAGCUGACUGGAAGCAUGGUUUCAGCGCACAAGUCUCCUACGAUGGGAAUCCACGUUUCGACGUUUCUCGACCGUCCAGUAACUUCGCAGGCUAUUAAACGUAGUGUCGAGUCUAGGGUUG